CCCGAGUUUCCUUGAUGUGCCAUCGCAGCCGCCUGGAAGGCGUCAAACGUCAUUUGUCCGGAGGUUGGGGCAUUGAUCGCGCCCACCAUCCCGACAUCGCAGUGUGGUUGCGGGGCAAGCUGCUUGCAGAAGAACCAAAGAGGCUGAGAGGCGUUGGUGAUUGUCAGGUUCCAUGUUGGGAAUCCUGAAGAUGCGCCCAUAGGGAUGAAAAUGUUACCCGAGUCAAAGCCAUUGCCGAGAGGAUCACAGGACCAGGUGAACAUAACAAUGUCGCCUUCGGCGGCAGUAACAUUCGGGGGAGUGAAAAUGAACAGAUUGUUUCCAGUGCCGCCCACCAUAAUUUGCUAGAGCAACCGCUGAAACUGCUGCUAGAGCAGUGAGCGAGAGUAAGGCGAACAUGGUUGCAACGUUGACUCUAACAGAAAUGGGGAAAACAGUGGGUAUGUGAAGACAUCAUCAUGCUGCGGAGCACUCUUUAUAGACGGAUGCAAUUGUGCUUCUGACGUCGAGACUCUUUCGAAAAAAGACUCAUCCAGUGAGACAAAUCUGCUACCAUGAAACCAGCAAGAAGCACCAGAAGCUCAGAGGCGACUCCAAUACCGGCGCAGAAGUGUUAAGCAGACGAAUGGGAUGAGGUCCGUUUUCACACUGCAGGGCGGCAGGAGUCAUUCGAUUCACAGAGAGAGCCUUUUCCUCUCACGAGAGAAUAUGAGCCAGAAGCCCGCAUUUUCCGGCUGAUGGAUACUAAUAGUCACGAGGAGAGGUUUGCGAUGGUAAUGAGGAGCUAGCGGGGAUUCUUUGAAAAAUCUUGGCUCUCUAGGUCGUGGUUCAAGUAGAAUAAUAACUGGCGGGCGAUCUCCUGACGACCUAAUCGGGUACGAGGUGUGCAUCGCCACCCCGACUUGCAUAUUCGGGCUUUCGACGUCUUGAUUCAUAAAACGCCUCUGCGUAUGCUGACACCAUCAACUACAGUACAUGCAUCCCGCCUAAUGAUUUAGACAUGGACGAUAGUACUGUAAAGUCAAAGAAAGAACUAGACCCGACAGUAGAUUUCAUCGCGGGAACUGUAGCUGGUGUCGCUGGUUUAACCAUCGCAUAUCCAUUUGAUACCGUCAAAGUACGGCUCCAGAGCCCAGGAAUUUCAUCCAAGUAUCGUUCGACAUUCCAUGCAUUUUCUACCAUUGUUCGGGAGGAGCAUUUCAAGGGCCUUUACAAGGGCAUCGCCUCCCCUAUGAUAUCAUGUGCCCCACUGAACGGACUUGUCUUUGCAAGCUAUCGUUUCUUCAUGCGUCUCCAACUUGCUCAUGCCGACGACGUGCCGACGAUAACACAAAUAGGUUUCGCAGGCAUAGGAAGCGGAAUCACUGCCUCGUUAAUAACUUGCCCAAUCGAGCUGAUCAAGAUUCGUCAGCAGAAUAUUGUUGAUCGUCAAUCGUCGACACGCAUGGUCGCUGCCGACCUUUUCCGACGAACAGGAGUUCGUGGUCUUUACAGAGGUCUUGUUCCAACGGCUUUACGCGAUGUAGGCUAUGGCGCAUACUUUGCAACGUACGAAGCGACCUGUCGAUACUUCUCGAGUCGCGGUCCUCCUAAGUUAGAAGAUUCGCAUCUCACAGAUCAUUUGUCUCUACUCGCAGAAGUAGAGAACGAGAUGGAUUCACUGUCCUGGCCCGUGCUUCUUUUCGCAGGUGCCCUCGCUGGUGUGAAUGGAUGGCUCGUUACUUUCGCCUUCGAUGUCGUUAAGACACGGGUACAGAGCGUUGAUCGCUUUACGAGUCCUUCUAGUCAUCCAUAUCGAAAUACUGUUUCAACUAUUAUAAAUUCAUAUCGUUCCGAAGGUCUAGGAGUUUUCUUCCGUGGGCUUUCGCCAACGCUUUUGCGAGCAAUACCUGUAAAUAUGGCAACAUUCGGCGUGUUCGAAACUGUCGUCCAUCUACUCUCCUGAACUGGUCUUUGAUAGCAUAUACACACCUGCCAAUUACCCAUCACGGAAACCUCCCAUAGAUUGCAGUACAGUCACUAUUUUACAAUACACUCAAGAGCCAUAGAGGUUCUUCUAUCAUCGACUGUGGACGUCUGAUAUAUGCACUCAUUCGAACAGGAUCGAGAUGAUGCUCAAGGCACGAAGAGCGACCGAGUUCCCAAGCGAGCCCUCCUGCCAAUCAUACUCCCAAUCCGUAAGGACGCCUCCAAUCGGAGAACCAAGAUCCGCCUGAGAGAAAUCGACAUUCACCGUAGUCGAGCCCAUAUUCAUUAGGAUGAGCGAUGUCUUUGCAGAUCCGAAUUCUGUCUGCUGGUCGCUGUCAGAUUUGAAGACGAGUCCGAAUAUGUUAUCCUGGAGGCCAGAUACAUCGAACCGUGCAGCACCCAUGAAGACGAAACGUGCGAAGUGCUUGAAAACAUAAUACCGUUUUGUCAGGUACAGUGAAAUGUCGCCUGUCGAGGCGAAACUGGGGUCGUAAUAAAUAAGACCAUCAUUCCAACCGUUUCCAUUAACCGUGGUCUGGCAGGUCAAAUUCUGCUGUGGAGAGCACCCGAUCCCACUUGAUAAUGCGGUCCAGAAGUCGAAAUGUGCGUCAAGUGUCUUCGUGAAACUCUGGAAGAUCAAUUGCCCAAGCUGCAGAGCACCAAUCAUAGUUGGAUCAAAUCCCUGAGAGUAGGUGAGCUGUGCAGCUGGGUCACUAGAAUCUGCUCUAUUUGCGGCAGCGAAACAGCAAAUUUCUGUGAACCAUGUCUCUUUUCCAGACAAGUUCCUACCCAAUUGGCCCAUCUGCUCGACGGUUGAGUCGUCCGCGAAGCCAUACUGGUGAUGGCUGACCACUCCCAAGCUUGAUUUUGCCUCCGGAAUCCAGGUGUUGGCUUCGGAUAUAAAGUUACUUGUCGCACUCGAUUCGUCGGACAUGAUCGCGACUGAAGUAAGGCCUGCAUUGUCGAGUGCGGAACGAAGCGCGGUCACGACGGAUGCGCGCUGCUGUGGGGUAACUAUCAUCCCUUCCUGGCCACAUAAUGAGUCACCAUUGCCAAAGCUGUUAUCAGGUUCAUUCAUAGGCGAAACAUGGGUGAAAAUGACGUCUUCAUCCUUGAAAUGGGAAAUAACGUCCGCUAAAUACUGUGCAUAUGCAGAUAUCUGAUCGUCCACGAGGGACCCUCCGCAGCUCCUGCUGUUGCUCGUGAACGCUGGCGGUGCAGAAUUGACAAAUGCUGUGAGCACAGGUACGUUAUGGCUAGCGGCCUGCUUAAGGAAAUACUGCCCAGCGGCAUCUGCCGACCAGUUGUAAACACCAGGUGAUACGUAGAACGUCUCAGGGGCACGUGUUGGGUUUCCAACGAAGACUCCGCCUCCACCGACGUUAUACCGAUAAGAAGACAGCGCUGCCCCUCCUGCAGCGGAUGGUGUCGAGUCAAAUAGGAGAGUCGCGACCUGUUCUCGAACGUUUUCCGGAAAGCUAAUCAGGUCGUUCGGCCACCAAGCGCCGCUCGCGCCGAUGCCAUUCAUCACCUGGGCAGGCUCGGUCGAGACCUGCACGACUUGUCCUAUUUUCGUUCAUAUGUACGUCAAAAACACAAGGAACUAAGCAACUAGACAACUGCAUAUUCGCACCGAUCGCAGACGAGAGUGCUACGCCCAGAAAUACUGUGAGGAGAAGAGGAGACUUUAGCGCCAUUGUUGCAAUUGGACCUUACAAUAGGCUACGUAGCGUAGUUUACCUUGUUGCAUAUUUAUGCAAAAGCUCGAAGGUACAGCGGAAUUAUCGCAGGUUUAGCACGGAGUUCAGUUUUGCCAGCAAGCA
This is a messenger RNA of Fomitiporia mediterranea MF3/22, 3791 nucleotides long. RefSeq names its product carnitine/acyl carnitine carrier. The transcript has 16 exons. The coding region runs from base 1001 to 1945 and encodes 314 amino acids. NCBI's taxonomy places the organism in Eukaryota, Fungi, Basidiomycota, Agaricomycetes, Hymenochaetales, Hymenochaetaceae. The record is from RefSeq and is a predicted model, not a curated record. Gene Ontology annotation, biological process: transmembrane transport. Gene Ontology annotation, molecular function: transmembrane transporter activity.